Molecule: messenger RNA, 1016 nt
Organism: Hipposideros armiger (great roundleaf bat)
Lineage: Eukaryota; Metazoa; Chordata; Mammalia; Chiroptera; Hipposideridae
Product: translation initiation factor IF-2-like
Exons: 2
Coding region: 1-885 (294 amino acids)
Source: RefSeq, a predicted model, not a curated record
AUGGGAGGGUGCUCGGAGGGGCAGUCUGUUCAGCGUGCCCCCCAUCCCCAACACUCAGCCUCAGAGGCUGCAAAACCCGAAGAUCUGGGCAGCAUAGACCCAGGCCGCCCGACCCGGGUCGGGAACUCGGUAUCCUCGCACCGCCAACCUCCCUCACCCUGUAAUGCAAACCCGCCGCGAGCCGGCGGGGCAGAGUUACCCGCCAAGGCCCAGGCGCGAAGACCGCAGGAGCGUACCGGGCUCCGCCGCUGGGGCUCCGUGGCGCUCCGCUGGCUGCCGCCGCUCGCUCCAAGCCGGCUGCUGUCUCUUCCGCGGCGCCUGCAACAUCGGGCAGCCGAAGCCCACGGCCGGCGGAAACCGGAGGAAGGUGGCGCGCGGGUCAGGAGCGGCGCGGGCAAGAUUGGUCUCCCCAGACCUGGCGGAGGAGCAGGGGAGAGCGCAGUGCCGCCUGCGGUCCGGGGCGCCCGCCAGCCGGUGCGCUGCCCGCGGGGCCCGGGGCCGGUACCCAGGCGACUGUGCGCCUCGGAGCCGCGGGGGAGCUCCUCCUGCUGGGCUGCUGGAGCCAGAUGGGCGGUGGCCGCAGCCGCCCCCAAGUUCGCAGAGGAAGGUGCAAUGCGGAGAGGGAGGCUGUGGAGCUCCGGGUCCCCAGAGCGGCGAGGCAGGAGCGCAGCCGAGCUCCUACCUUUCGGGGUGGGAGGGCACCCGCCGCGCGCCCUCGCAGGGCGUCCCGGGGAGGAAAAUCACCACGAAGGGAGGGCUGGGGAAAAGCAGCUGGUGGCUUCUGGACAAGCCAUCCUAGGACUCUUGGAUCUGCAAAGUCAUGUGCUAAAAGAAGAGGCCACCCACUACUCUUAUGUAAUGUUGGUGCUUCUUCAUUGUCAUUAGUGGCCAAAAAGGGCACUGUUCGCCCUAAACCUAGUUCAAAGUCCACCUCCUCUACUAGCCUGCCCUGUGACCUUGGGCAUUUCCUUUUUGUCAUGUAAAAUGAGAUAAUAUAAUUUAUAUUCAGGGGUUGU